CCCAAAACGAAUAGAAAAUGCAAUUACGAAGUUGGAUGAGUUAGCGGGCGGUGCAGUUUACGGCAAGGAUCAAAAUUCAGUUCUCAGCCAAUUUUUUCGCAUUUUCUUUGGGACAAGCAACCGAAAAAUCACACGGAUCGAGAGGUAGGAGGAACAAUCCGCCGAUUUGCAGCAUCAAUUUUCGAUUCGAAUUCUGUAAUUCAAAUCGAACAAUUUGGCAUCAAUGGCUGGCCUAUCGCUCAAGUGCGGGGAUUGUGGCGCUCUUUUGAGAUCCGUAGAAGAAGCUCAAGAACACGCUGAACUCACUUCUCAUUCCAACUUCUCUGAGUCCACUGAAGCUGUGCUUAAUCUCAUCUGCACUGCUUGCGGCAAGCCCUGCCGAUCCAAGACGGAAAGUGAUUUGCACACGAAAAGGACUGGCCACACUGAGUUUACUGAUAAGACUUUGGAGGCUGCAAAACCAAUAAGCUUGGAGGCCCCGAAGGUAGCUGCGGAGUCAGAAGAUGGUGGGGAUGCAAGUGCUAGCAAGUCUGAAGAAAUGGUUGUGCCAGAGGUGAACAAGAGUAUAUUGGAGGAACUUGAAGCUAUGGGUUUCCCAACAGCACGAGCAACCCGUGCACUUUAUUAUUCUGGAAAUGCAAGUCUGGAGGCUGCAGUCAAUUGGGUAGUCGAACAUGAGAAUGAUCCAGAGAUAGAUCAGAUGCCUUUGGUUCCUAAGGAUACAAAGGUCGAGGCUCCCAAGCCUGCUCUUACACCUGAGCAACUGAAAGCAAAACAACAGGAGCUAAGGGAACGAGCUCGGAAGAAAAAAGAGGAGGAAGAGAAGCUAGCAGAGAGAGAAAGGGAAAAGGAGAGAAUUCGAAUUGGCAAGGAGCUCUUAGAAGCAAAAAGGAUGGAGGAAUUAAAUGAGAGAAAAAGAAUAUUGGCCUUGAGGAAAGCUGAAAAAGAAGAAGAGAAAAGAGCCAGAGAAAAAAUUCGUCAAAAACUUGAAGAGGACAAGGCGGAAAGAAGACGGAGACUUGGGUUGCCAGCAGAAGAUCCUUCAACUGCGAAACCUCCCGCCCCAGUUGUUGAAGAGAAAAAGCUCUCGUUGCCGGUUAGACCUGCUUCAAAAGCAGAGCAAAUGAGAGAAUGUUUGCGAUCAUUAAAGUCCAAUCACAAGGAGGAUGAUGCUAAAGUGAAGAGGGCGUUUCAAACCCUUCUAACUUACGUGGGAAACGUGGUGAAAAAUCCUGAUGAAGAGAAGUUCAGAAAGAUUAGACUCAGCAACCAAACUUUCCAGGAUAGAGUGGGUGCACUGAGAGGAGGAAUCGAGUUUCUAGAGCUGUGUGGGUUUGAGAAAAUUGAAGGUGAUGAGUUCUUGUUUUUGCCCAGAGACAAAGUUGACAGAGCAGUGCUUAAUUCAGCUGGCUCUGAGCUCGACUCUGCAAUUAAGAAUCCCUUCUUUGGUGUUCUUUAAUUUCAUGUUACAGAUAAAUUAAAAAAAAAAAAAAAAAAAAAAACAUAUCAUCGUUUCUUUUUUCUUUUGCUGCUGCUGCUGUGGAUAUGGUCCAGAUUUGAUGUUGAAAUUUUGUUAUUUGGUGACACUACAUGCAAAAAUAUUUAGUGCAUUUACCAUUAAAUAACAAUGUUUUCUCAGUAAUUGAUGCU
Cucurbita moschata (crookneck pumpkin) is the source of this 1650-nucleotide messenger RNA. RefSeq names its product chromatin assembly factor 1 subunit A. The record is from RefSeq and is a predicted model, not a curated record. Bases 224 to 1459 code for a protein of 411 amino acids. Gene Ontology annotation, molecular function: protein binding. The transcript is spliced from 13 exons. Lineage: Eukaryota; Viridiplantae; Streptophyta; Magnoliopsida; Cucurbitales; Cucurbitaceae.